AUGGAAGACCACCUGAGCUGGUUCCUCACCUUCGUGUGGUUGGGGGUUUGCACCCUCACCACCGUUGUCACUCUCCCUUUCGGCCUCUGUGCCUUUUUUCUCUGCACCAUGGCAAUCGCCCACCCCGUCGUGGCGUGGGAGAAAGCCGAGGUGAUUUUCUGGAAGCUCGUCGAGAGGCUCCUUGAAUAUCUCGAUCUCGUCUACCUCUUUCGGCUGUUUCUCUCGGUUUCGACUGGCCUUGUUCUUGCGGUUCUUGUCACCAAGUUGGUUCGUAUCGGCUUGAAGCAUCCCAGGUAUCGCAAGGUCUGUCGAAGAAUCAGUCGCUGCGCCGAAACUGUCUGGUUUGUCGCCUCCAAGGGAGUCUCUGCUUGGAAGGUGUUUUCGCAAUGGGUUAUCCGGUUCUCUCAAGCCGUUUGUCUCCGCCAACAACGCACCGGAAAGGUAUACCUGUCCUUGGAGAAGUGGUACCUUCUUGUUAUCAUUCCUCGAUAUGUUCCUCCGCCCACCCCGACACCUUUCAUUGCGCCCGACAACCAGACUGUUGAUCAGUCCGAGAUGACCGUGGAACAUCAGGCUGUUCCUCAGUACCUUCUUUGCCAGCGCGAGGGCUGGCAGGGUUCUGAGAAUCUUGAUGAUGGUCAUCUCGUGAACCGCAGCACCAGAGAAGACGUAGCCCGCCCAAUUGCCAGCCCUGUUAUUCCGGAACAGGCUGAGCACACCCAAGUCGCCAAGUCGACCACGGCCGUCUCUGCUUUCGAUGUCGUCCACGCCAGUCCUGCCCCUCCUCGUCCGUCCAUUCCAGAACGGGUCAAGGGUCUGGAACUGCUAAUGGAGAAGACCGCGCGCGAAAUGGGCAUCUCAGUCGAGCAGUUCAAGGCCCGUCAGGCAACGAGCUCCCCGACGAUCGUUGAAGAGGCCGCGCCAGGUUCGACGGCGCCUAACCAGCCACAACUGCCCGAGGCCGACACGCAGCAUGCUCCUCAGCCGAUGCCCGUACGGAGCACCCGCUACGAGCGCGUGCUGAAGAAGCUGUCCAAGUCUCGCCGCCACGUCCCGGCCCCCCGUUAUGAUUUAUUUCAAUCGGACUCUGUCUAUGAGGAGAUGGUUCCUGAAUCUCUCAUGGCGGUGGCAGUGUCGAGGCCGGCAGCUGUGGCUGAAGCACCCAUUUCUGAACCGGUUGUCAUCACGGAACCAACUGUCGCUCCGGAGCCGAUCCACGCGGAGAUGAAGCUCACCCCCCCGGAGAUUGUCAUCACACCGCCCUCCCCAGUCUUGGUUUCUAGGACCAUUGUUGAGGAUCAAGUUGUUGGCAGUGGUAUUUCCAGCAUGCCCGACAAGCUCGCUCCCAAGCCUAUCCUGGCGGAGAAGCCUAUUCGGGAGAUUGUCACGGUCUCUUCUGUUCCGCCCUCUGUGGUAUCCCAACUGCAGCUGAGCGAGCGGAACACCGUGUCCGAGCAGGAGAUCGAGGAUCUUAGACUUCGUAUUGAGGUCUUGCGAAUUUCCCCUUCUGUUGCUGUAUCUACAUCUGUAGACGAACAGAAGACUGUUGGAAAUGGCGUUCAGUCGCCUCUCCAGGUUCCCGUUCUUGCAACCCUCGCAUCACCCGCUGAUGACCUCGUUCCUUCUGUCGUUGAUUCGGUGGAAGACUCCGUCUUGAUGGAGCCGGUAUCAGCCCGUCCUUCGGACGAUGAUGUGGAAAUGGGUGAGGAUUCAUCUGUCUUGUCUCUUGCAGGACCUGUGUCCAACGGAGUGGCUCACAGUGAAGUGUCUCCGGACCGUGAUCUGGCCAUGACGGACAUCGAAGUUGCGACUACGGUUAACGCUGGUCUAUCCGACGACCAGCAGAUGCAAGACGGCGAUGACAGCCACCAAGAUUGGAUGCACGAAGAGUCGCCCGUAGUCUCGUCGGACAUGGAGUUGUUUCCGCCACAGCAAUCUCCUGAGACUAUCGUUUUUGGUGGGCAAGCUGUUCAACUUGUCCCGCUCGGCUCUCAGCAACCAAUCUGGCAACUUCCCUCGGUGUUUCCUGAAGGUCAGACCGACUUCAACUUUGAGUUCACGAUGCCCUCUUUGAUCCAGCCUCAAAUUGUUGAGCACGACAUGGUUGAUGUUCCCCAUUCAGACAUGGUCACGACGUUUUCUGAGUAUCCCAUGGUCGAAAUGACAUCGCCUUUGAACUUCAUCCAGACCGAUACCACUAUGGAGGGUCACUUCGAUUAUCCGGCUCCCCCUGCGCUCACCCCCGGCCAACAGCAGCAACCCUGGAACAUUGUUGAGCAGCCGACCGCAGCUACUUCCGAUCGCGUCCUGGUCUCCGACACGAUUGACUUCAACAUGUUGGUGGAUCCCAAUCUCGACAACAUGUUCGACAAUGUGGUCUCGCCAAUGGCUCUUCAGCCUAGUCCGGUUUCCGUUACCGCAGAGUCUGGCAUGGGAUUGGUUACUCCAGCUUCUCAGGCUGUUGACAACCGAGCUUCUCCUGUCACGUCCGAGCAGAGGCCGGUGGUUGCUGAUAUUCUUCCCGAGUUCGACAUCAACUCGGUUCAUCCAGAUCUCCGGUACGUCGACACGCCGCUUGAUGUGGCAGUAACUCAGGGUAUCGCGCCGGCGGUUGAGCAACCAUCAGAGCAGGAUGUUGCUCAACAGCAACCUGAACAGGAGGUUUCUCAGUCAGCCCCGGCUACCGACGAGUACCCAGGCGUUGAGGUGUGCGAGCCUGAGGCGUGGGCUCAGCUCCAGGUGCUCCAGAACUAUGUCCUCGAACACGAUGCGGAAGAGAACAACUGGCAAUCAGAGUAUCCCGAUCUUCCCCAGCAAUCAGACUUGGAGUACCCUGAGCCCCUGGAGCACCCGGCCGAGGUAGAUCAGACGCAGGAGUUGGGCUCGCCAACGUUCACCCCUGACGUUGACGAUGGAGCAAGCAACGGCUCUCUUGUUUUGUCACCACCGGGCACGCCUACUUCCAUUCGGUCGUGGGACUAUUCGCUCUUCGGGAGCCCUCCUCCGGUUUGCUCGGCGCCGACUCCCCCCAACCGGUCGCCCACUCCUCCUCGCUCUACUGGAUUGGACUUCACCAAUGCGAUGUUCCAGCCAACUCUCCCUGUCGGUGCACCGGUCUUCACCUCGGUCUCGACAUUCCAGCCAAUUCUUCCCGCUGCUGCGUCAGGCUCCAACCAGGCCUCGCCCUCCAACAUCUUUGGAGAGGACUUCAGGCCUGAUCAUACCACCCCGGAUGAUCCCAAUUUCCGGGUGCAUGACGCGGCAUGGACCACGAAUGAGAUGGAUAGGAUGCACCAGGCCUACCUGGUUGGUCAGAGGCUCACCCAGGCGGAUGUUGCCUCGGCGAGUUUGCAGGUGGACAUAAUGCGGCAAACCGAAGGGGCGGACAUCUACACCGAGCAUGAGGAAGACUCUGAUUGCUCGAUCGAGAGCUCCGACGAGGAGGUUAGGAUUCCGAUCAGCCAGCGCAGGAUUGCCAUGCCCAGGUCGCGGGCGAGCAGAGCGAUGGCGACGGCACCGGUCACUCCUUCAACCACGGCAACUCCCCCUGCCGCUUUGGGCAUGGUCAGCGAGGACGAGGAGGGCCCUCAGAGGGCCGAUGAGGAGGUCAUUCGGCGCAGGCCCCUCGCAAAACUACCAAGAAGGCGUCGCAACCUUCCUUCAAACAGCAACACCGGCAAUUAA
Messenger RNA from Neurospora tetrasperma FGSC 2508, 3684 nucleotides. RefSeq lists its product as uncharacterized. Lineage: Eukaryota; Fungi; Ascomycota; Sordariomycetes; Sordariales; Sordariaceae. Bases 1 to 3684 code for a protein of 1227 amino acids. The transcript has 3 exons. The record is from RefSeq and is a predicted model, not a curated record.